CCAAGUUUGCAGUAAGCCGAAAAGCAGCAACCAUGAGCAGAGCUUCGACCUCGCACCACGGCCGCCGCCCAGCUACCACGAGCACCACGACGUCGAGCCACCUUCAUGACGACAACAACAACUGCUACGCCGACGGCGCGCGCACCAUGUGGAUCAAAAAGUGGAGCUAUUCGAAACCCACGCCGGGCCAGUCUCGGUCGUCGUUCAUUGAAUUCACCGUGCUUGUCCGCGACUCCAACCUCGCGUGCAAAGACCCCGUCGUGUACGAGAUCCACCGGCGAUUCUCCCAGUUCCACGCGCUGCACAAAGCCCUGCGCGACCACGGGUUUGCCCUGCCCGACAUGCCGACGUUUGACAUGUGGACAAACGUACUCAUCAAACUCGUGCCGGACCAGGCGCUGCGCGACCGGCAGGCGCAGCUCCAGCACGUGCUCGAUUGCAUCAGCGGGUCCAUCGCAAUGCAAGCCACGGCAGCGUACAAGGCGUUUGUCGGGACGCCGAGCCCCGACGUCAAGUGGCGGUAUACGUCCCUUAGCGACAUUCGCAUUCAUCCGGGGAAAGGCGCGUUGCUUGCGCGGGAAGGCUACGCGUAACACGAGCACGCCGCUUCCCCUUGCAACGACCUCCACUGGUGUAACUUAUAACUUAUAAAAAAUGGGGCCACGACGGGCCGAUGGCAUCCUUGCCACACCAUUCUCUGUCUUGGCUUCGGACAACAAGUGCGACCACGGCCAGCGUGAGUCGACGAAGCCACUCGACGAGGUCGACCACGGUUCAAGUUCCUGCCUGCCUGCCUCUCGAUAUUCGGAGCAGGGACUACCACUCGACGUGUGGAGUGUUCAAGCGAAAGCUGCCAGAACGCUGCGGUGUUGGUUGCGCGCCAUUUGCCGAAACCUUUCUGCGCGGCGUCAGUCGGCGGUGCGAGCGCGCAAACACAUGCGUCAACCCAUGCACAUAAAUCGAGCCGACGCGUUCGACAUGGCAACAACACCGGCGACCUUGACUGACGACCACACCUCGGUCGGG
Messenger RNA from Aphanomyces invadans, 1026 nucleotides. RefSeq lists its product as hypothetical. Bases 33 to 593 code for a protein of 186 amino acids. Lineage: Eukaryota; Oomycota; Saprolegniomycetes; Saprolegniales; Verrucalvaceae. Gene Ontology annotation, molecular function: phosphatidylinositol binding. The record is from RefSeq and is a predicted model, not a curated record. The transcript has a single exon.